GGGCAAUGGAGUUGUGUGUUUAUGCGCAGGUCAACGGUGUGCCACUGCCCAACUCCUAGCUCCCAUUCUUCAUCUCUCUAUUAUUUCCAUUAUCCGUUCUCCAGGCCGGCCGAUUGAAGAUUUCCUUUUCUACUGUAUAUCUAUCUACGUACCUUCACUCACUGUAACACAAGCAUGAUCAUCUAAAUACUACAGACUAAAUAUAUAUCAUAUCCCUUCAUUUCUCCUCCGAUCCUCGAUCAGUUUCAAUUCCAUCAAGCUCAGAGAACAGAAAACCUUGAAAUGCAGAGCACUUUAAUUAAAGAGAUCAAAUCCAAUGUUGGUGGAGGCAAGGUCACAGCUGGUGACACUGUUGAGGAGAUGCAGUACCUGCAUGUGUAUGUUGUCAAAGCUAGAGAUUUACCUGCUAAGGAUAUUACCGGAGAUAUUGAUCCUUAUGUUGAAAUUAGGCUGGCUAGCUGUAAUGCUAUAACCCAACACAUAGAAAAGAAUAGCAAUCCUGUGUGGAAUCAGGUAUUUUUGUUCUCCAAGGACGAUCACAUUCAGAGUUCUGUGCUAGAAGUGACCGUGAAAGAUAAGGAUUUUGUUGAGGAUGAUUUUGUUGGCUGGGUUUCAUUUGAUUUGAGUGAGAUCCCAUCUAGUAUCCCCCGGGAUGUUUCACUUGCACCGCAAUGGUAUAGAUUGAAGGGCAGGAGGGGGGAUAGGGCUGAAGGGGAGUUGAUGUUGGCUGUUUGGAUGGGUAGUGCUCAAUUCAGUGACACAUUCCCUGAGGCAUCAAGUUCGCAACCUCGAGCUGUUAAUGUUGCUGAUGACUUUGUAAAUACAAGGCCCAAGGUGUACUUCUCGCCCAGGCUUUGGUACUUGAGAGUGAAUGUGAUUGAGGCUCAUGACUUGUUGCCAAAUGAUCAGAGCAGGCCCCUAGAAGUUUAUGUUAAGGCAAUUGUGGGAUAUCAGGUUGUGAGGACCAGAGUUUCUGCAAAUAAAUCCACCAAUCCAAUGUGGAAUGAGGAUCUAAUGUUUGUAGUUCCAGAGCCAUUUGAGGAGAUUCUCAUUUUGAGUGUGGAAGACAAGGAUGAGGUUCUGGGAAGGUGUGCUAUUCCUUUACAGUACGUCGACAGAAGGAUGGAUCAUAGGCCAGUGAAAUCCAAGUGGCAUAAUCUUGAGAAAGUUGCGGUAGAGAGGGAAAAGAAGGAAAUAAAAAUUUCCAGCAGGAUUCGCGUGAGAAUAUGCCUGGAAGGAGGUUAUCAUGUUCUUGAUGAACCAACACAUUAUAGCAGUGAUCUUAGACCAUCAGCUAAGCAGCUACAGAAAUCUAAUAUUGGCAUUCUGGAAUUGGGUAUUCUUAGUGCCCGCGACCUUUUACCUAUGAAGAAACGUAGGCCAUCAACUACAGAUGCUUAUUGUGUUGCUAAAUAUGGCGAGAAGUGGGUAAGAACCAAGACAGUAACAGAUAGCCUUGCUCCCGAGUGGAAUGAACAAUAUAGUUGGGAGGUGUUUGAUCCUAACACAGUUAUCACUAUUGGUGUGUUUGAUAACUGUAAUCUGCAGAGUCCACAGGUUGGAUAUAGAUCUUCUGCUUUGGCAAAAGACUCAAAAAUUGGAAAGAUCAGGAUUCGCCUUUCCACUCUCGACACAGAUCGUGUUUAUGCAUGUUUUUACCCACUUCUGGUUUUGCUUCCCAGUGGAGUGAAGAAGAUGGGUGAAAUUCAGUUGACUGUUAGGUUUACUUGCUCUUCCUUGCUUAAUAUAAUGCGUAUGUACUCACAGCCCUUGUUACCCAAAAUGCACCAUCUUCAACCCUUAACUGUUAGCCAGACCGACAUCUUGAGGCACCAGGCCACUCAGAUUGUAUCAAUGAGCUUGAGUCGAGCUGAGCCACCCGUGAGGAAAGAGGUAGUGGAGUAUAUGCUGGAUGUUGGUUCCAGUAUGUGGAGUAUGAGGAAAAGCAAGGCCAACUUUUUUAGGAUUAUGAGUGUUUUGAGUGAGCUGAUUUGGAUAUUGAGAUGGUUUGAUGGAAUAUGCAACUGGAAAAACCCGAUUACAACUGUUGUGAUACAUAUCCUGUUCUUGAUUCUGGUAGUAUAUCCGCGAAAUACCCUGGCUGUUAUUUCCCUGUACAUCCCCUUGUGUGUUGCCUACAACUACAGAUGGAGGCCAUGGCACCCUCCUGUUAACACUCUCAUAUCUCUCGAUAAUGUUCACCCUGAUGAGCUGGAUGAGGAAUUUGAUACGUUUCCAACUUCGCGGCCUGCUGAUAUAGUGAGGAUGAGAUAUGACCGUCUGAGAAGCAUAGCGGGAAGGCUUCAAACGGUAGCUGGCGAUCUAGCAACUCAAGGAGAAAGGCUGGUAGGUUUAAUGAGGUGGAGAGACCCCAGAGCUACGGUGCUGUUUUUGAUUUUGUAUUCUGUUGCUGGGAUUGUGGUGUAUUUCACACCCUUUCAAGUGGUGGCCACCCUUAGUGGAUUGUUUGUGUUGAGACAUCCGGUUUUUCGCCGCAAGCUUCCCUCUGCACCUGCUAAUUUCAUCAGAAGAUUGCCAUCCAGGACAGACGAAAUGCUGUAGUACGUGAGGAAUGCAUGCAUGGAUAUAAUAUGUAGAGACAUACGAGGCUUUUGUUUAUAGUAUCUGGUGUCUAAGGUUGCCUUAUUAUAUGCUUGUUGCUUUUGUAGGGGCCGGGGGAUUGUUCAGUCUAAGGUUGUCAACUUGUCACACACGGGUGUUUAAUUUCAAGCGUCAAUUUUACACU
Molecule: messenger RNA, 2746 nt
Organism: Ipomoea nil (Japanese morning glory)
Lineage: Eukaryota; Viridiplantae; Streptophyta; Magnoliopsida; Solanales; Convolvulaceae
Product: FT-interacting protein 1-like
Exons: 2
Coding region: 283-2562 (759 amino acids)
Source: RefSeq, a predicted model, not a curated record